UCCCGCGUCCCCUGGGCGGCCGCUAUUGUCUGCGCGCCAGGCUUGGCGGCGCGGGGGGCGUGAUCGCAGCGGCCCCGGGCGCGGGGUGCGGAGACCCGGGCGGGGCUGGGCCCAGGGCGGCGGCGGGAGAAGCCGAAGGAGCCGGGGGAGCCGAGGAGCCUGGGGAGGAGGAGCUGCGAGCGCGGGAGCCCAGCCGGAGCCGCGCGGGCCGCGGGCGAGCGGGAUGCCGGCGGCGGCGGGAGACGGGCUCCUGGGGGAGCCGGCGGCGCCUGGGGGCGGCGGCGGCGCGGAGGACGCGGCCAGGCCGGCGGCGGCCUGCGAGGGAAGUUUUUUGCCGGCCUGGGUGAGCGGCGUGCCCCGCGAGCGGCUCCGCGACUUCCAGCACCACAAGCGCGUGGGCAACUACCUCAUCGGCAGUAGGAAGCUGGGCGAGGGCUCCUUCGCCAAGGUGCGCGAGGGGCUGCACGUGCUGACCGGGGAGAAGGUGGCCAUAAAAGUCAUCGAUAAGAAGAGAGCCAAAAAGGACACCUAUGUCACCAAAAACCUGCGGCGCGAGGGUCAGAUCCAGCAGAUGAUCCGCCAUCCCAAUAUCACUCAGCUCCUUGAUAUUUUAGAGACGGAAAACAGCUACUACCUGGUCAUGGAACUGUGCCCUGGGGGCAACCUGAUGCACAAGAUCUAUGAGAAGAAGCGGCUGGAGGAGUCCGAAGCCCGCAGAUACAUCCGGCAGCUCAUCUCCGCUGUAGAGCACCUGCACCGGGCUGGGGUGGUCCACAGAGACUUGAAGAUAGAGAAUUUGCUACUAGAUGAAGACAAUAAUAUCAAGCUGAUUGACUUUGGUUUGAGCAACUGCGCAGGGAUCCUGGGUUACUCGGAUCCGUUCAGCACACAGUGUGGCAGCCCUGCCUAUGCCGCACCUGAACUGCUCGCCAGGAAGAAAUACGGCCCCAAAAUCGAUGUCUGGUCCAUAGGUGUGAACAUGUAUGCCAUGUUGACCGGGACGCUGCCUUUCACGGUGGAGCCUUUCAGCCUGAGGGCUUUGUACCAGAAGAUGGUGGACAAAGAAAUGAACCCCCUCCCCACUCAGCUCUCCACAGGCGCCAUCAGUUUCCUGCGCUCUCUCCUGGAACCGGAUCCUGUGAAGAGGCCAAAUAUUCAGCAGGCACUGGCGAAUCGCUGGCUGAAUGAGAAUUACACGGGCAAAGUGCCCUGUAGCAUCACCUAUCCCAACAGGAUUUCUCUGGAAGACCUGAGCCCGAGCGUCGUGCUGCACAUGACCGAGAAGCUGGGUUACAAGAACAGCGACGUGAUCAACACUGUGCUCUCCAACCGCGCCUGCCACAUCCUGGCCAUCUACUUCCUCUUAAACAAGAAACUGGAGCGCUAUUUGUCAGGGAAAUCUGACAUCCAGGACAGCCUCUGCUACAAGACCCGGCUCUACCAGAUAGAAAAGUACAGGGCCCCCAAGGAGUCCUGUGAGGCCUCUCUGGACACCUGGACAAGGGAUCUUGAAUUCCAUGCUGUGCAGGAUAAAAAGCCCAAAGAACAAGAAAAAAGAGGGGAUUUUCUUCAUCGACCAUUCUCCAAGAAGUUGGACAAGAACCUGCCCUCGCACAAACAGCCCUCAGGCUCGCUCAUGACACAGAUUCAGAACACCAAAGCCCUCCUGAAGGACCGGAAGGCCUCCAAGUCCAGCUUCCCCGACAAAGAUUCCUUUGGCUGCCGCAAUAUUUUCCGCAAAACCUCUGAUUCCAAUUGUGUGGCUUCUUCUUCCAUGGAGUUCAUCCCCGUGCCACCACCCAGGACCCCGAGGAUUGUGAAGAAACCGGAGCCCCAUCAGCCAGGGCCCGGAAGCACCAGCAUCCCCCACAAGGAAGACCCCCUGAUGCUGGACAUGGUGCGCUCCUUCGAGUCUGUGGACCGAGACGACCACAUAGAAGUGCUGUCUCCCUCUCAUCACUACAGGAUUCUGAACUCCCCGGUCAGCUUGGCUCGCAGAAAUUCCAGCGAGAGGACGCUGUCCCCGGGUCUGCCGUCUGGAAGCAUGUCGCCUCUCCAUACUCCUUUGCAUCCAACUCUGGUCUCUUUUGCUCAUGAAGAUAAAAACAGCCCCCCAAAAGAGGAGGGCCUGUGUUCCCCACCUCCGGUUCCCAGCAAUGGCCCCAUGCAGCCUCUGGGGAGCCCGAACUGUGUGAAAAGCCGAGGCCGGUUCCCCAUGAUGGGCAUCGGACAGAUGCUGAGGAAGCGCCAUCAGAGUCUGCAGCCAUCUGCAGAUAGGCCCCUGGAGGCCAGCCUGCCCCCGCUGCAGCCCCUAGCCCCCGUGAACCUUACCUUUGACAUGGCCGAUGGGGUCAAGACCCAGUGCUAACUUGAGCCAGCGGGAUGUGGGGUAGCUCUAGAAAAUAGCAGUGAAACGGAGCUCCACGCAUCUGUCAGGGUGUGAACAUUCCAA
Molecule: messenger RNA, 2452 nt
Organism: Piliocolobus tephrosceles (Ugandan red Colobus)
Lineage: Eukaryota; Metazoa; Chordata; Mammalia; Primates; Cercopithecidae
Gene: HUNK
Product: hormonally up-regulated Neu-associated kinase
Exons: 11
Coding region: 224-2368 (714 amino acids)
Biological process (GO): protein phosphorylation; intracellular signal transduction
Cellular component (GO): cytoplasm
Molecular function (GO): protein serine/threonine kinase activity; ATP binding
Source: RefSeq, a predicted model, not a curated record